AUGGAUCAUCAAUUAUAUCUAAUCCAAUCUCAAUUUAAAGAAGAUUUAACCAUAAAUGUAAUUAGUAAUGAUAUUGCAGACUUAUUAAAAGAAGUAAAUGAUCCAGAAAUAAGGCAGAAGAUACUAGAAAAUUUAGCUAUCAAAGAGUUACAUACACUAAGUUCUCAAGAGCUUAGCAAGUUAAUUAGGGAUGCAGACAAUGAUACUAUUCAAUGGACUACCAGCACUGGAUCUUCAAAUCAGAUCGAUGUGGAAGCCCUAGCAAGAAAUUUUGUGAUUCACCUAAUUGCAAAACUUUUGUCUUCUAAGAGAGAUGAAGAACUCUUCAGAUACUUGUUAGGUGGUAUUCGACUAUUACAUUCCCUGUGUGAUCUUGCACCCCGCAACAACAAACUUGAACAGAUUUUGCUUGAUGAUCUGAAAAUAUCUGAACAGAUGCUUGAUUUGAUCUUUUACCUAAUCACUGUUCUUGCUAGCUUUAAAAAGGAAAGUCAACUUGCUCUGGUGCAUUCAGCACUGUUGGCCUGCAGUCUGUAUCUGUUAACAGCCUUUAUUUCUUCACAAUGGAAUGAACUUGCACUAGUCCUUCUUGCACACCCUAAGGUUGAUAUAUUUUUGCCUGUAGCUUUUGCUGCUGUCCACAUAGACAUUCAGUUUCUUCAAGUGAGGUUGUCUCAGUUUACUGAUACUGGCAUGCGGUCAAAUCUUGCUGAAGUCAACCGUCUGUGUCAGCAUUGUGAAGCUUCACUUCAAUUUCUUCAGUCACUUUGCCAACAAAGAUUCUUUCGUGAGCGCCUCGUUAAAAAUAAGGAACUAUGCGGAGAAGGUGGCAUACUUUUAUUGGCUCAUGACAUCAUGAAAUUACCAUUCUGUGAAGAAUCGUAUCUUAUGGCUGUUGUUUCCAGGCUAAAGUCAAAAGUCUUGUCUAUUCUACUGCAUCUUUGUGAAGUAGAAAGCGUCUCUUUCUUGGAUGUGGCUGCCAGCACUACUGCGGGUUUGACUUUAGCAAAGUCAACUAUAUUCCAGGUUCUUGAAUUGUUGAAGACAAUGUUUCGUGGAGAUCUGAAUGGGCUUGCUGCUUUCUCUGACAAAACCUAUCCACGUGGACUUCUGCAACUUAAUGCAAUGCGAUUAACAUACAUUCUCUCUGAUGAUUCUAACUUUAGAUCUUACAUCACCAUGAACUUUACUGAAGUUCUGACAACAAUAUUUUUGCUACCACAUGCGGAGUUCCUGUCUAGUUGGUGCUCCUCUGAGUCUCGGCUUUCAGAAGAAGAUGCAACUCUGGAUUAUGAUUCGUUGGCAGCAGCCGGAUGGGUUUUGGGUGUGCUGACAUCAUCAGAUGUUCCGGAAUCUACUUUUAAUGCGUGUCGUGUUUCUCGGACUUCUUAUGCGUUUCAGAGAACAUCUUUACUUGUUAAAGUUGUAGCAAAUCUCACUUUUUUUAUUCCGGAUUUAUAUAAAGAGGAGAAGGAUCUCUUCCUUAAUACAUUCCUGCAGUGCUUGCAGAAGGAAAUUCCUAAUUUACCAUAUGGAGUUUCUAAUGAUGCUGGAGCUGAAAAGGCUGCUGUCAUUAGCCAAAACCUGCGUUCCCUAUUGGUUCAUGCAGAAUCAUUAAUUCUUGGAUUCCUUAAUCAGGAUGAUGUACAGCUGUUUAGGGUAUUCAUUUCUCAGCUGGAUCCACUAAUUACUCCAGAAUCCAAUAUCGACAAAACCGAAGAGGGUAACGUUGGGAAUCAAGGAUCUCCAAAUCCACAUGGAAACGAGAACAAGGGCGUUUCUGACAAUUCAGUUGUGGAAGAACUGAACCAGUUAAAUAUAGAUCCAUCUAAUGCUUUAGUUAGGCAAGAACACCGGAUUGAUUUGCCUCAAAGUUUUAAUGCUAGGGUUUUUCAUGAAAGCGAAGGAGAUGGUCAAAACAUUGAAACAAAUGGAUUGGAUUCAAAUGGCAUGGCAAGUGAGGAAAAACAGCUGAGAAAAAGGAAACGCAACAUAAUGAAUCACAUGCAAGUAACCAUGAUUGAACAAGCUUUACAGAAUGAGCCUGACAUGCAGAGGAAAGCUGCCUCAAUUCAAAUAUGGGCUGAUAAACUUAGUCUUCAUGGUUCUGAAAUUUCUGCCUCGCAGCUCAAGAAUUGGUUGAAUAACCGUAAGGCGAAACUAGCACGUGCGGCUGCUAAGGAUGCGCGUGUGGCUUCAGGCGGGGAGAAGCAAGGUGGGGGGUCAGGAACGGACCCGGUUUCCGACACGCCGGAGAGUCCUGAUGAGUUCUUUGACCAGGCUCCAUCUGGUUCUGGUGGUCAAGGUCAAGGAAGUCAACACAACAGAAACUUGGAAGCCCAAUAUGUUAUGCAUACAGAUGGAGAAAAGAAUAUGAAAUACCAAAAAAUUUAG
Molecule: messenger RNA, 2394 nt
Organism: Lactuca saligna
Lineage: Eukaryota; Viridiplantae; Streptophyta; Magnoliopsida; Asterales; Asteraceae
Source: the annotation of a GenBank genome assembly